Messenger RNA from Oikopleura dioica, 1581 nucleotides. The record is from the annotation of a GenBank genome assembly. Lineage: Eukaryota; Metazoa; Chordata; Appendicularia; Copelata; Oikopleuridae.
AUGGACGAAAUCGUAAGCACAGGAGGCGAUCCUCGAGAAGCAGAUCCUCAUCACAUGAUCGUUCAAGCCGAUCUAGUCGUCGGAGAAGAUCGAGAUCGUCUUCGAGAGACCGGCGAAGAUCAUCCGGAAGCAGCAGUAGAAGACGCAACCGAGACAGCCGGUCUUCCUCUCGCGAUCGUCAUUCUCGUUCGCGCGAGUCUCGCGACCGAGACACCCGAAAUCGCCGAGAAUCUCGAAAAAGAAGCGUUCCCAAAGAAAAAAUCACGAUCACCACUUCCGCAAAUUCAAAAGACCUCGACAUGCGUUCCCAAAACAAAACCAGUGGCUCUCAGUGAUCCAUUCGCUGAUGAAUCGUUUGACGCGUUUGACUCUUUUGGCGGCGGAAAUCUCUCGAGGCAGAGAAAGGAUUCAGACACGAGGAGGAAAAAUAGAACGAAUAACGAUUCUGACACGAGGAAAAUCGCACUUUCCACGAAUCCACUCGCGGGAGAAUUCAAACCAGCGGAGAGAAUGAGAAAGCCGCCAACAGAAGAAGUUGCCAAUCUAUCUGCUCCGUCAUUAACCCUUCUUUGCGACCCAUAUCCGAAAAAAGACACAGCUCAAGAAAGUGAACCGAAAGAAAUUCCAAUCACAUCCGACUCAUCUGUGGACUCCACUUCCUCGGCCAGCAGAACGACGCCGAAGGAUGUUCCGAACAUUGAACUGCCAAAUACAUUUGUUACCAACGAUUACGAUUCUGGAGAGGACGAUUACGAUCCAGCUAAUUGUGCCUUUAGCGACCACGAGUCAGAUGACAAUCCAACAAAUCCACUGGCGCGAGCGCUAAACGCUUUCAAAGAAGCACCAACGUCAAAUCGUUCUUCAAGCAGUAGCAUGGUUAUGAGCCCUGUAACUCCUCCAACAGAAGAUGAGGGAAGUGGAGCGCUGAAAAUAGAUUCUGGAUCAGUGACGGACAUAAGCCCAAAGCCAAUGAGUGACAGUGGAAGCCUUAAGCCACAGGCAGUAGUACCUCCUCAAAAGCCAGCGCCGCCGCCAAUGCAAUCGCUUCUGACCUCGCAGCUUUCGCAACCCUCCUCAUCUCUAUUCGCGCCACUUCAGAUGCCUUCAAGACAGCCACCGCUAAUGUCGCCGAGCGGAGGAAUCACGAGAUCAGAUUCGAAGGCAGGAUUGCUCUCUGCUCUUCAGAACUCGUCUUCGAUUGAAAAUCAGCCUCUUCUCAAUAUUGUUCAAAAUUUGUCAGAGAUUAAAAAUCAGCUGAACUUGAACAAGUCUCUUCACGACAUGAUAGCCCAGCAAGAUAAAGAAGACAAAAAGAUGAAAAAGUCGAAGAAAACCAGUUCUGGCAGAGAAGUUUUCAAGAAACGAAAAGAUUUCCAACGCGCGGUGGUCAACUGCUCCAAAGAAAGUAUAAAGCCGUUUUAUAAAAGCAGAAAAAUCGACAAAGACCAGUACAAGAAGAUUAUGAAGGAGUGCGUGUCCAAAAUUGUGCAUAGCUCAAAGAGCUAUACUCUGGAUAAAGCAAAAGUCGCACACACGAUCGAGAAAUAUGUGAAUAAGUACUCCAAGAAAUCAAGGUUCUAG